Nipponia nippon (crested ibis) is the source of this 915-nucleotide messenger RNA. Lineage: Eukaryota; Metazoa; Chordata; Aves; Pelecaniformes; Threskiornithidae. The record is from RefSeq and is a predicted model, not a curated record.
AUGGAGCCCAGUGCUUGCAGGAUGCCUGCACUCCUCUCCUGCAUCCACUCCCUGCAGCUUUGGCAUCUCCUCCUCCUGGUCUCCGCCGUCCCUCCUCCCGGCGUCUGGUCGCUUCGCUCUCGGGGCCCGGCGGCCGCUCGGCCUCUUUGCGCCCGUCGGAGCCCCUCCGCCUCGCGGCCCAUUUGCAUCUGGGACAGGACCUCGGUGCCGGAGAGGGAUUCUCGCUUCGCCCUGCCGCGCCAGCGGGCCCUGCCCUCCCGGGGGGGAGAGCUGCGGCACGUCGUGCGGCUGAGGCGCCAGGCAGUGGGGGCCCGUCCCGCCACCCCUUCCGGAUUUGAGGACGGCAUGCCCUCCUCCCAGUACCCCUGGGCCAUCGUUUGGGGCCCCACCGUGUCGGAUGAGGACGGAGGGGACACCAACUCGGCCAACCCAGGCUUCCCACCGCUGGGAUACACCUUUGUCUCACCACACGGGAUGGCAACGGCACAGCCCAACUCCCACUCGCUCCUGCACAACGCGGGGCUCAACCUGCGCGAGACCCCGGCCACCCUGCGGCCCUUCUUGUUUGGGCCCCGGGGGGAAGGUGUGGAUCCCCAGCUGUACGUCACCAUCACCAUCUCCAUCAUCAUUGUCCUGGUUGCCACUGGGAUCAUAUUCAAGUUCUGCUGGGACCGUAAUCAGAAACGGCGGCGUCACUCGGGGCAGCAGAGCGGUGGGAGGCAGCAGGAGAGCCAGCAGCCCCUCACGGACCUCUCCCCCACCACCGUCAGCAUCCUGGGGCCCUAUGGUGACUCCCUGGCCCCCACGCCCGAGGCGGAGGAGUCCAGGCAGGGCCAGGAGGGUGCAGAGAAACUGGGAGGCCACGGGAAGAGCACGGCCUUCCAGCUCAACCGAAUCCCACUGGUGAACCUGUGA